AUGGCGGCCAACCACCACCUCCGCCGCCUCACCUCCGUGUCCAGCCCCGCUCUCUCCCGCCUCUCCAAGCCCCCUGCCUCGCCGCUCCUCCGCCCCACGUUCUCCAGCUCCGCUUUCCUAGCCGAUCAGUCGGCGGCGGCGGCGGGCGCCGCUGCAGCCGAGAAGGGCGAGGCCCGGAGUGCCAUGAAGGAGGCGGACGAGCCACAAUCCGGUGAUGCCGGCGCGAGGAAGGUGGAGGAGGAGGAGGAUGACAGCGGCCUGGACCUCCUCCUCUGCCCCGGCCUUCCCCACCGUUGCGUCCUCCUCCUCGCCGCCGCACGCCGGGGGCGCGCCUCCACAUUUGAUGCUGUCGGGAUCCUCGUCGCCAUCCUGCUCACCGCGCAUCGCUGUUUGGUUCGGCUGCCCGCAAGAUGCAGAGGAGGGGAUGGCGACCUCGCCCUCCGCUUGCUCGCUGCCGUGGCCGAGACACACCACCGCAUGGCCGGGGCUUCCUCGACAUCGUCAUCGGCCCGGACGCUUCCUCGCUAG
Triticum dicoccoides is the source of this 528-nucleotide messenger RNA. RefSeq lists its product as uncharacterized. Bases 1 to 528 code for a protein of 175 amino acids. The record is from RefSeq and is a predicted model, not a curated record. NCBI's taxonomy places the organism in Eukaryota, Viridiplantae, Streptophyta, Magnoliopsida, Poales, Poaceae. The transcript has a single exon.